This is a messenger RNA of Exophiala dermatitidis NIH/UT8656, 1782 nucleotides long. RefSeq names its product propionyl-CoA carboxylase beta chain. The transcript has a single exon. Gene Ontology annotation, biological process: L-leucine catabolic process. The coding region runs from base 1 to 1782 and encodes 593 amino acids. Gene Ontology annotation, cellular component: methylcrotonoyl-CoA carboxylase complex; mitochondrion. Gene Ontology annotation, molecular function: methylcrotonoyl-CoA carboxylase activity. NCBI's taxonomy places the organism in Eukaryota, Fungi, Ascomycota, Eurotiomycetes, Chaetothyriales, Herpotrichiellaceae. The record is from RefSeq and is a predicted model, not a curated record.
AUGCCUCCUCCUCCACGAUCGUGUUAUACGCCGACGCCCUCGCUCUUGAGAAGUCUCCGGAACGUCGUCGUCGGAGACCAAGGACACGCUCACGCUCACCGCGGCCUUUCCAAUGUCUACCUACGAUCACGUCCACACCCACGACCUCCUCGAGGUCCCUCGCAUCAUAUCCGAACCGCGGCCACAUUCACCCAGCCACACCAUGCGCAGGCCAUCUCAGUGCUUCCGACAAUGGUGGACCGCUCCAGCCCGGACUUCCAAGACAACUCAGCGCAGCUGACGGCCGUGAUGGCCAAGUAUUCGGAGCUACACGAGAAGAUAUCGCGCGGCGGGCCGGACAAGGCACGUUCGAAACACGUGCAACGAGGCAAGAUGCUGGCGCGGGACCGGGUGACGGCGCUGAUCGACCCGGGCAGUGAGUUCCUGGAGCUGUCUCCGCUGGCCGCGUACAAAGUGUACGACGAAGACGUGCCUGCGGCGGGCAUCAUCACGGGGAUCGGGACGGUUUCAGGCGUGACGUGCAUGGUGGUAGCCAACGACGCCACGGUCAAGGGCGGCACAUACUAUCCAUUAACAGUCAAGAAACAUCUGCGGGCACAGGAGAUAGCCGAACAAAACCGCCUGCCGUGCAUCUACCUGGUGGACUCGGGCGGCGCCAACCUGCCGAACCAGGCCAACGUGUUCCCGGACCGCGACCACUUCGGCCGUAUCUUCUUCAACCAGGCCCGCAUGAGCAGCAUGGGCAUCCCGCAGAUUGCCGUCGUCAUGGGCCCCUGCACCGCCGGCGGCGCUUAUGUUCCUGCCAUGUGUGACGAGUCCAUCAUCGUCGAGAACCAGGGCACCAUCUUCCUCGCCGGUCCGCCGCUCGUCAAGGCCGCCACCGGCGAAGUCGUCUCCGCCGAAGAGCUGGGCGGCGGGCAACUUCACAGCUCUGUCUCUGGCGUCACGGAUUACCUUGCCGUGGACGACGCCCACGCAAUUGUUCUGGCGCGCCGAUCCGUCGCCAACCUGAAUUACCCCAAAGAACAGAAAUUGCCUGAAACCGUCCGUCCCCCUCUCUACGAUCCCGCCGACCUGGCCGGCAUCGUCGGCACCAACCUCCGCAAACAGAUCCCGAUGCACGAGAUCAUUGCUCGCAUCGUCGACGGCAGCGAGUUCGCCGAGUUCAAAAAGGACUACGGCACCACAUUAUUGACGGGCUUUGCCCGGAUCGCCGGGUACCAAGUCGGCAUUGUGGCCAACAACGGCAUCCUGUUUUCCGAGUCGUCGCUCAAGGGCGCCCACUUCAUCCAGCUGUGUUGCCAGCGGGGGAUCCCGCUGGUGUUUCUGCAGAACAUCAGCGGUUUCAUGGUCGGCGCCGACGCCGAAAAGGGCGGCAUCGCCAAAAACGGCGCAAAGCUCGUCACGGCCGUCGCCUGCGCCAACGUCCCCAAGUUCACCGUCGUCGUCGGCUCCAGCGCCGGCGCCGGCAACUACGGCAUGUGUGGCAGAGCUUACUCGCCGCGCUUCCUGUGGAUGUGGCCCAACGCCAAAAUCGGCGUCAUGGGCCCCGACCAGCUCACGGCCGUCAUGGAAACCGUCGGCAAGGCCGUCGACCCCGAGCUCAGAGACCGCAUCGAGCGCGAAAGCGAUGCCGCUUUCUCCUCCGCCCGCCUCUGGGACGACGGCGUCAUUCAUCCCGCCCAGACCAGGAACAUGCUCGCCAUGGGCCUCAAGGCUGCCUUGGGCGGCACCAGCACGCAGGAUGACAUGUCCACAAAAUUUGGCGUCUUCAGAAUGUGA